Aureobasidium musti is the source of this 615-nucleotide messenger RNA. Lineage: Eukaryota; Fungi; Ascomycota; Dothideomycetes; Dothideales; Saccotheciaceae. The record is from the annotation of a GenBank genome assembly.
AUGCGUGGGCCGCCUCCUCAGUCUGACCAUUGGUCACAUCCGAAUGAGAGCGUCUACAAGACCCCGAAGCGUUUCAAUGAAUGGCGUCAACCGCAACAUCCUCAAUUGCAUAACGAUGCCAGAUCUACGGACUACAAUCAUUUCUCGCCGAGUGCUCAGCAUGCUGCGUCAGGAGUGCCAAUGUUCGGAGACCACUGGCCACUACAUGACCUCGCCUUCGGCGGUAUGGCUGUGCCCGCAGACUCAAUGCCCACCUCUGCUGCACCACCCACCCACUUUCAAUAUGUUGAGUAUGAUCACACACUCCAUCCACCCGAUAGAUUGCACAUCCAUUACUCAGUUGCUCCACCCCCAAUUUAUGAGCCUGCUUCUGCCGCAGCCUAUUCAUCGCAGCCUAUUCCGCCUAAGCCAACUUCAGAGCCAGAGCAAACCACUCAAGGCGUUCUUGACAAUGAGGCCAAUCUGGAGAAGAUGAGACAAGAGCGUGAAUUGGUCUUUGGAAAGGCAGCCACAGAGCUUGAUCGAGUCAAGUGUGACACUGGUUCAUCUGUCUCGUCUAACAAAGCCUGGGAGGAUGCCUGGGAAACUCUGCGCGAACAAAUGACAAAGAUGUGA